UUCUCAUGUCCCUGUCCGCUUCGCUGACUACUUGAUCGAAAGGGAACUUCAUUUCUACGCGGAUUGUGCAGAAAACAACGUGAAUUAGGCUGUGAUAAAACACACACACGCUCACGAUUCGCUCUUGAGAGCAAAGUGAGAUGACUUCCCUGUUGCCUUUUACUCCUCCAGUUGUGAAGCGGCUUCUGGGUUGGAAGCGAGGAGGCGAUGAGGACGACAAAUGGGCAGAGAAAGCUGUCAAGAGUUUGGUAAAGAAACUCAAGAAAACCGGCGGUUUGGAAGAACUAGAAAAAGCCAUAACAAAUCCCGGGGUUGCUACUAAGUGUGUGACGAUUCCUCGGAGCCUGGAUGGUAGAUUGCAAGUCUCACAUCGAAAGGGAUUGCCACAUGUUAUAUACUGUCGACUAUGGCGCUGGCCUGAUCUCCAGAGUCAUCACGAAUUGAGGCCAAUCGAAGCCUGCGAAUUCGCCUUCAGCUUGAAAAAGGAAGAAGUGUGUGUCAAUCCUUUCCACUACCAGCGGGUUGAGACUCCAGUUCUUCCACCAGUGUUAGUCCCCAGACAACAGUCAGAUGUCCCGCAUGAGCUGCCUAUUCUUCCCGAGUACACUAGGCCAGAGAAUGUCCCAUUCCCAACGCAAGAGCCAACAAAUUCUCAGUACCACAUUCAACCAGGUACACCAACAGAUUACAUAUCAGAUGAUGCAUGUUCUGAUAUGUCAGGUGAACACAGUCAGCAGAAUAUGCAAAUUGAUCAGCAACUGUCACCAGCUCCAGAUAGCAAUAACCUUAUUGAUGCACAGCCUAUACAGUAUACAGAGCCAACAUACUGGUGCUCCAUUUCUUAUUAUGAAAUGAAUACACGUGUAGGGGAGACUUUCCAUGCCUCUCAACCCAGCUUGACUGUAGAUGGCUUCACAGACCCCUCAAGUUCAGACCGUUUUUGUCUUGGACUUUUGUCUAACAUUAACCGUAAUCCGCCCAUUGAAAUGACGCGGAAACAUAUCGGCAAGGGUGUACGUCUCUACUAUAUUGGCGGAGAAGUGUUUGCAGAAUGCUUAAGUGAUAGCAGUAUAUUUGUACAGAGUCCAAACUGCAACCAAAGAUAUAACUGGCACCCUGCCACGGUCUGUAAGAUCCCACCUGGCUGCAACCUUAAGAUCUUCAACAAUCAAGAGUUCGCACAGCUCCUAUCACAGUCUGUCAAUCAAGGCUUUGAGGCUGUUUACGCGUUGACACGGAUGUGCACAAUACGCAUGUCAUUUGUUAAGGGCUGGGGUGCGGAAUACCGCCGGCAGACUGUCACCAGCACUCCAUGCUGGAUCGAACUGCACCUUAAUGGCCCUCUACAGUGGCUGGAUAAAGUCUUGACGCAGAUGGGGUCACCCUCUGCCCCCUGCUCCUCUGUCUCGUGAUCUAUGAGACCACGCCCAAGGACACUGACUGUGCUGAGUGGGACUCCCAAAAGAUAACUAUUUUAGAUGGGCACUACGUUGGUGCUGAAGUUUGGUUUCCAUUUUUUAUGCUCUUAUAUUUUAUUCUAUGUAUAGGCAUUUUAUCAAGACAAAAGGGUUCGACGUAUGUAUUAGGCCUCAUCGCAACUGUUAUUGUUUCAAAUGUAUCUGUAACACUCUGUGAGGCAGUCUUCAGUCUUGGCUUGCUGUCAUGCAAGUUUGUGUGUGCCAUGACUUGGGUAUUUCCUGCUAAUCUCACUCAGUGGUGACUUGGGCACUGAGCCCGUUAAACAGGCGAUCUGCAUGGGUUUAAGUGGAAAGAGGAUUUCGACUCAGUAACUCACAAAUCAAAUGCUCGUUUUACCGCCCAGUCUCAAUAGACUCAACUAUCUUAGAAAAUGGAAAAAUAAGAAGAAGUUGUAUAAAAAAGACUCAACUAUCAAACUUUUUAGAAAGUUUUUUUUAAAUAAAAGGAAUCUGGUCUUGAAAUAAUAGCCUAUUUACACCCCGCCGCCAAGGCGCUAAAACGAGCAUUUACGACACCGACAUCUAAAAGUAAUACUUUCAACAGUUAACGUUUCAAAUUAUUCAAAGGUACACAUUUAAUGCCUAGUAAAUAGUAAACAUACUGAUUAUAUUUUACUGACACGAAAGUAACUGACAUUAUUAAUUAUUAAAUGAAAGUUGAUCGCUAACGGUCAAGUUGUCAGCAAAAGAUGCGUGCGUUUCCGUUGUAACGCAUCUGGCUCCUCACUACACACCGUUUUCUCUCAGGGUCGCUAUGAUAUUCAUCCAGAAGUUGUUUGAUGUUGUCAUGUUGAUAAUAACCCUCCUAUGAGGAAUCCACAUUAGUGGCUAAAGAGUUGAGUCUUGUUUCAAGUUCGAUGGUUAGACACCCUUUCCUGUGAAAACUAAAUCCGAUUUGAGGUGGAUUACUUAAUAUUGUGCCAUAGUAAAAAUUAGAAUCGUGACACUUAAUGUGCUCCACUAGAUAUGUAUUUUGAGCCGGACGUGUUGUGUCGUAUUACAUCAAACUGGUACUGGUAGGCAGGAUGUCUGUUGAUAAAAAAGCAAUAAACUGUAGAUAGUCUGUUAA
Messenger RNA from Nematostella vectensis (starlet sea anemone), 2547 nucleotides. Its product is annotated as mothers against decapentaplegic homolog 3. Gene Ontology annotation, molecular function: DNA-binding transcription factor activity, RNA polymerase II-specific; RNA polymerase II cis-regulatory region sequence-specific DNA binding; I-SMAD binding. Gene Ontology annotation, cellular component: heteromeric SMAD protein complex. The record is from RefSeq and is a predicted model, not a curated record. Bases 141 to 1412 code for a protein of 423 amino acids. NCBI's taxonomy places the organism in Eukaryota, Metazoa, Cnidaria, Anthozoa, Actiniaria, Edwardsiidae. Gene Ontology annotation, biological process: cell differentiation; BMP signaling pathway; transforming growth factor beta receptor signaling pathway. The transcript has 5 exons.